Molecule: messenger RNA, 1652 nt
Organism: Carcharodon carcharias (great white shark)
Lineage: Eukaryota; Metazoa; Chordata; Chondrichthyes; Lamniformes; Lamnidae
Product: cytosolic non-specific dipeptidase-like
Exons: 11
Coding region: 89-1579 (496 amino acids)
Biological process (GO): proteolysis
Cellular component (GO): cytosol
Molecular function (GO): metallodipeptidase activity
Source: RefSeq, a predicted model, not a curated record
GGACAUGUGAUCGUCCCAAAGAUUGUUGUAGUAUGUUGUACAUUGCACAACUUUGCCCUCCAGCAAGUACUGAACGUUCACCCUGAAGAUGACUUGGCACCAGAAAUGGAGGAGCUGGAGGAGUGCAAUACAGAGACUGAUGCAGACAUGCCUCCUGGAGCACGUGAGGAGGUCCAGGCUUCAGCUGCCACCAGGGAUCACCUGGUCUAUUGCGCGCCUGGCAGAUUGGGUGGCAAUUCAGAGCAUCUCGGCAUGGCCAGAGAAGAGAGCCGAAACCAAAAGGAUGGUGGAAUUUGUUGGCAAAGAGAUAGAACGACUGGGUGGAUCCGUGGAACUGGCUGAUAUUGGACAACAAACGCUGCCUGAUGGAACAAAGAUUCCUCUUCCUCCAAUCCUAUUGGCCACACUAGGCAAUGAUCCAAAAAAGAAGACUCUAUGUAUCUAUGGUCAUCUGGAUGUUCAACCUGCCCAAAUUGAGGAUGGAUGGGACACUGAGCCAUUCACAUUGGUAGAAAAAGAUGGAAAAUUAUAUGGGAGAGGUUCCACCGAUGACAAAGGACCAGUGCUGGCAUGGCUGAACUGUAUUGAAGCUCUUCAAAAACUAAAGGAGGAUAUCCCAGUUAAUAUCAAGUUCUGCUUUGAAGGAAUGGAGGAGUCUGGAUCAGAUGGUCUCGAUGACCUAGUGUAUGCUCGCAAAGACACCUUUUUCAAGGGUGUCGAUUUUGUCUGCAUUUCCGAUAAUUACUGGGUUGGCAAGAAGAAACCCUGUAUAACGUAUGGUCUCCGAGGCAGCUGCUACUUCUGUGUGGAGGUUGAAUGCUCCGAUAAGGAUCUGCACUCUGGAGUCUUUGGUGGUACAAUACAUGAAGCGAUGACAGACCUGAUAUAUUUACUGGGCAAGUUGGUGGACAGAAAGGGAAAAAUUCUCAUUCCUGGUGUUGAUGAAUCAGUGGCACCACUCACGGAGGAGGAAAAGACAUUGUAUGAUAAAAUAGACUUUGAUAUGGAAGAAUACUGUAAAGAUGUAGGUGCCUGUAAGCUGCUGCAUGACACUAAGCAACAAAUUCUGAUGCACAGAUGGAGAUACCCUUCUUUAUCUUUACAUGGAAUCCAGGGGGCUUUUGCUGGUUCAGGAUACAAAACAGUCAUUCCUAGGAAAGUUAUCGGGAAGUUUUCUAUUCGGUUGGUGCCAAACAUGGAUCCAGAGGUAGUUCAGAAGCAGGUAGUGGAUUACAUCACAAAAAUCUUUGCUGAACAUGGGAGUCCCAACACAUUGAAGGUAUACAUGAGUUUUAGUUCAAAGGCCUGGCUAGCAGACUAUAACCAUCCUCAUUACAGAGCUGGCAGGAAUGCAAUGAAAACAGUAUUUGGAGUUGAGCCAGAUAUGACCAGAGAAGGUGCAACAAUUCCAGUUACCUUGACAUUCCAGGAAGCUACAGGAAAAAGUGUUAUGUUACUGCCGAUUGGAGCUGCAGAUGAUGGCGCUCAUUCACAGAAUGAGAAAAUCAACCGGACCAACUAUAUUCAGGGAAUCAAGGUGCUUGGUGCCUACUUCCAUGAAAUAUCUUCUUUGAAGUGAAAAAUUGCACUGGAAUGAUAAAAUUGCUGAAGUGAUUUCUAAAACUGUACAUCCUACUGAAUUCCUUUAAUUA